AUGGAGGAAAGCUUCGACUUGGGAAGACUGUUGAGGAACCACCAGAAAGUACACAAAAGCAAACCUUCGCAGUUCGGAAGCGUAGCAGGCGGGGUGAAAAAGAGAUUUGAGAAUAAUCUAAAACACCGUAAGAGCAAUCGUCUCUCAUGCUUCGAUAAUGUUAGAGACUUAUCAAGAGGUGAAAGCCCAGUUCCCCCUCCCAAGGUCCAGUCAAAAGAAGAACACAGAAGGCAGCAGUUAGAAAAAUGGAAAGAGCAAAAAGAAAAGCAGAAGAAGGAAGCGGCUGCACAAAAGAAAAAACCAUUUGUUGCAGGCGUACCUCACGCUCCACUGAAGUUCAUACCUCCACCGCCUAUUCAGAAACCAAAGCCCAGCACAUCAGGCAGAGUGACACGAUCUCAAAGUGCAAAAUUUGAUACCAAAUCUAGAGAAUCUAAAGCUUCAAACUCGAGUCAAUCUUCAUCAAAGUCUUUUGCUCCAAAAAAUGCUUCUUUUCGACCCCCAGAGAUUAAAAAUGUGACAACCUUACCAAAGUUAGCUCCAAUAAAAACUAAAAAAGAUAAAAAGCACAAUAUUACAUUUGAUCCAAUUAUGCCCAAUGUACAAAAAGAAAAUAAACAAAGUCGAACUAAGGCUUUAAGACAUGGAGCUGUAGAUACUCUACCUGCACCAAAGCAGGCUGAAAGAAAAACCAAAGCAAAAGGAAACAAAUCAAGUCCAAAAAAAAAUAAACUAGUAAAAGCUACUCUACAGAGUAUUUCAUCUAGUGAAAAGGAACAAAGUGACAAUGUUUCUCCAAUUCUAAAGAUUCGGAGCUCAAGGAAGUCAAUGGCAGCCCCGAAGUCAGCUACCGUUGUAACUAAAACACCUAGAAAAUCAAUGCAAAUAGAACCUCAACCGUUUACUCCUAAAAAUCCAGUACCAAAAAGUGAAUCAAGCUCGGAAGAGAGGUUACGGUCACCAAAAUCAGAGAAUGCAGGAAUGACUCCGGAACAAAUUGCAGAAGAGGCUAAGAAUAUAAGUCCUUGUGUGACUAUAUCUAGAGGAAAAGAUAAUGCUAGAAAAGAAAUGAAGAAGAAACUUAAUGAAGGUUUAUUAGACGAGGAUGCGAGCGAUAUGGGCAGCGUGGACCACUUUAGGAAGCAAUUGGCAUCGGAAAUCAAACGCAUGACGGAGAUGUGCGAGACUUGGGAGAAGAUAUCUCAGCAGAAUAUCCUGCCUGAGACUGUCCAGGAGGCGGCGCUGUCGGCGGUGGGGCAGGCGCGGCUGCUGAUGUCUCAGAAGCUGCAACAGUUCGCGGCGCUGGUGGAGGCGUGCGCGCGCCCCGAGCCCGGCCGCGCGCUCGUCACGCCCGCAGACCUGCACGGCUUCUGGGACAUGGUCUUUAUGCAGAUUGAAAACGUAGACAUACGCUUUAAUAAUUUGGAGGAACUGCGCGCCCGUGGCUGGGUGGAGGUAGUAGAACCCGUCGCAAUAAAAAAGAAAGUGGUUAAGAAUCCUGUGAAGAAAGUGACGAAACCUUCAAGGGCACCUAGCCAGUUAAGAGAUAUUAUUGCAGCUGCUAGGAAAGCCAAGAAAGAACAGCAAGAUGAUACUUUAGCACUCCCAUCUCAGGGUGCUGGCGACAGCAAGACAUUCGACGCAGGAUUCUUUAGUGUGCGAUCGCCUGUCAAAUCUCCAGCUGCGAACUCCCCUGGACAGGGAACUCCGGGAAGCAAGAACUCUCUACUAAAAGCUGUGUUAUCUAACGAAGCCAAGAAGUCUGCCACUAAAAACUCCGCGUCGUUCGCUAUGUUACGUGCGUCAGUACUGAGCAAGAAUAUGGACUAUGAAGGAAUAGCUCCCAUACCGCAAACGCCAUUGACUCCGAUCAACAUAUACGCCACACCCGGUCGCAGCAUACUCAAGCCGUCAAACACUGACAUAAAAUCCACCAGGAAGUCCAUCAAAGUGGUUCUUUUUGAUCACUCUGAUGCUGAGUCACACGACACUUCGUACCGGACUCCAGAGAGUGAGCUUAAUGACAUUGUGCCUGACGAACACCCUGAUAGCGGCAUCUCCUCCAUGGAUAUGGAGAAAGUGGAGAAUAAAGAAAAUUCUAGAAGGAAGUCUAAACUCGUGAGGCAAGAUGCGGAAGAUAGGAGUCCAGUGCUAACGAGAAGUAGAAGAAAGAGCAAUCAGGAUGACGUUGUCACUCCUCGAAGGUCUUUGAGAAAGAAAGUGUUGCAGGAAUCCGAGGAGAAUGUGGAAGAGAAAAUACCUCAACGAUCUUCGAGGAGAAGAAAGAGUCAAACGGCCAACUGA
Molecule: messenger RNA, 2304 nt
Organism: Arctia plantaginis
Lineage: Eukaryota; Metazoa; Arthropoda; Insecta; Lepidoptera; Erebidae
Source: the annotation of a GenBank genome assembly